Messenger RNA from Notodromas monacha, 1367 nucleotides. NCBI's taxonomy places the organism in Eukaryota, Metazoa, Arthropoda, Ostracoda, Podocopida, Cyprididae. The record is from the annotation of a GenBank genome assembly.
AUGGCGGCGUCCUCGGAAAUGAUAGAGAUUCUUGGCGGGAUGAACUCAUUUUCUGACGUCCCGGUAACUUUGUGGGUUGCGGGGGUUGGGGGUGCGAAAGUUCUCGAAGGAACAACUGGGGGUGCUGAUUUCCUGGAAAAAUAUCAUUGCUGCAGCGAAAGUGAAGUGAAGGAUGUCCGCGCUCAUCAAUCUGGCAAAUUUGCGGCAAUAAUUCCGACCAGUGGCAUCAAUUUGAAGCUGUGUCGAAUUGAUGAAACUUCCACUAUUCCUACAGUGGACGAUUUCACCAGUGUUGAACUCUCCGACAUGAGAGCAAGUUACAUGGAACCUAAUCUUGUUGGGGCUUCUUUCACUUCGGGUUACGUGUGUAUUUGGGACCUAUUCGCCAAGAAACGUGUUUUGAAAUUGAAAGCCGAUUCACAAAAACACGGUCCUCGGAAGUUCUCUUUCAACCCCGAGUCCAACAUUCUUUGCGCAAGUAGCAGCCACCAUUCGUCAGUUCAAGUCAUUGGGCUUGAUGUUGGGAAGGUGAUUGCUAGGAUCAAGUGCGGUGAACCUGUGUCAACAAUUUCCUUUACUCCACUGAAAUCUCAAGCCAAGUGGACAUUUGCUGAUGCUCUUCCUGGACAAGUGAAUGCUGUAGAUCUUCUUCCAUUUUCUGUUUUUGCAAGCAGUCAAAAAGAAGCGCAUAUUUCAACUCCACAACGCAUCAGCUUUCAGGAAUCUUCGGCAAGGAUUCGAGAUCGGUCAAGUUCAAAGGAAAAUUCUCCGCCAGUUAGAAGUGUUACACCACUGAAAGAAGUUUCCAAAAGUCCUGUUGUCACUGUGAACAGUCCUACUUGUUUACCCAUUUUAAGCACUGUGGACAUAAUGAAACACCAUACCCCAUAUCGGAAUGCAUCAGUUGUGCAGGAUGAGUCAAUUGAGGAAGCUGCUGUUCCUUCUCCAGAAAAGCCACAAGAAGCCUCAUUGGAUCUCGGAGCAAUUAAAAGCAUUGUGCACGAGUGUUUGGCAGAAUAUUUUGCUUCAAGAACUGAGCAACAACCAUCGGGGAUUGGUAACGAAGACACAAUGCUUGCAUUUGAAGAAAUCGUUGCAAGAACUGUCUUUCUACAAUUGCGCAGUCAUUCGAAAUCUAUGGAGCGUAUGAUUGCUCAGUUGAAGCAGGAUUCUGAACAACAGAUGAGCAGAUUGGAGGAUGGGAUACAACGUCAAUUGCGCUUGUUGCGAGAAGAGAUCAAAAGCAGCGCAAGAGCUGAUGCCCUAUCCCACUGGAUGUCUUGAAAUUUGUUUUUUAAUUGCAAGUAUUUUUAACUAAUGGUCUAAAAUUGUGAUUGUUUCUACCAAUAAAUUCAUUUGCUUUGGAA